CGCUCCGAAGUAAACGUCAACUAAAAUGGCCGCUUAUGUGACUUUCCAGGACAUGACAUCUAAAAUCGGGAAUUAUGGUUUUUAAGCUGAAAUAUCUACCUGAAAACUGAUAUAUUUUUAAUACCUCUUUUAAACGGCCAUUGAAUCAAACCAACAGCUGCGCUGUAAUGUCUUGCACGGUGGAGGAAGAGGAGGAUCUGUAUGAGAGUCUGCCGCCGUCGACGACCACCGCCACUCACAUGUUUGCUGGAGCACUCGCGGGGAUCGGGGAACAUUGUGUCAUGUACCCUUUCGACAGUGUUAAGACCCGAAUGCAGAGCCUGGUACCUGACCCAAGAGCAGACUACAGAGGGGUGGUGGACGCCAUGACAACUAUCUUCAGGUACGAGGGUUUGCGGAACACUACACGAGGUAUUGGAGCGAUGAUUGGUGGGGCGGGACCAGCCCAUGCCCUCUACUUUGCCAGCUAUGAACACCUUAAGAAGGUGUUUAGCAAGGGACAGGAGGGAAACCAUAUUGCUCGGGGUGCUGCAGGAUGCGCAGCCACAGUGAUACAUGACCUGUUCAUGAACCCAGCUGACGUGAUAAAGCAGAGAAUGCAAAUAUACGGCAGCCAAUAUAAAACUUGUACAGAGUGUGGACUCAGUGUGUUAAGAACUGAAGGAGCAGUUGCCUUCUAUCGCAGUUUCACAACACAGCUCAGUAUGAAUAUCCCAUUCCAAAUGGUGCAUUUUAUGACUUAUGAAUUUGCCCAGGAUAUAUUCAACAAAUCACGAGAGUACAACCCUGUGAGUCAUGGUGCAUCCGGGGCUUUGGCUGGGGCGGCUGCUGCCACAAUAACCAUGCCACUCGACGUGUGCAAAACUCUGCUGAACACCCAGGAGCACUGUUCUCGGACUAACAUUUCAUAUAUUAAUGGCAUGGGUGCAGCAUUUCGAACUGUGUAUGAAUUCCAGGGCUUCAAGGGAUACUUCCGAGGGUUGACGGCUCGUGUGUUUUACCAGAUGCCCAGCACGGCUAUUUCGUGGUUAAUAUAUGAGUUUUUCAAAUCCAUAUUGAAGACUAAACCAUCAGAGGCGGAAGACAGUGGGCAUUAUUUGACAAUAAAAUCACUUCAGGCACAGUCUAACAAUCCAGACUAAAUGGAAACAAAGAUCUGCAUAAUAGCUGUUUAUUGCCAUAUUUAAAACCACCAAAUCCAAGCUAGUUUUACUCUUAAUAUGUUUCAACUCCAGGUUUUGCUUUCAAUAUGAUUACAUGUACUAGGGGAUGAAGUACCAUAUUAUUUUAGACUUUUUAGUCAUUGCAUUAAUAACAAAUAUACAAGGAACAUUAAGAAAUAAUAGAUAAUAAUUUUUUGUAUACAUGUGUUUUUUUUUAAAGUUUUGAACUUAAAAAUCUUUGCCAGCAGCCCCAAAAAACAGUUUUUAAAACAUUUUUUUUUAAUUAUAAUAAAUGUAUUUUGCUGUAAAUUUAGAAAAGGUAAUGCAGCUUUUGAAUUUUAAUGAAAAUGUUUCUGAAAGCUCAUCAAAGGAACAUUAUUAAAAGUAAAACUAGCUGAUUGCUUUUCGUGCAGAUCCUAUUGGUUGAAACAAUUAAUUUAAAAAGAAUAUAAAUUCAGAUAAUUUACUUAAGCAAAGUUGUUGAUAUUUUUUUUAGGGUUUUUCUUCGGAACACGGUUAAAAAAAGUGAAAAUGAUUUAAAGGCCAAAAAAAAAUAAGUUGCCAUUUGAAGUAGUUUUAUCUACACCGAAAUAUGCGUCACUAUAUACUAGCUACACCAGCUGGAGUGAAGAUAGCUCUAACACCAUCUUGAGUGAAAAUUGCUUUAAGCGAAGAUUAAUCUAACACCAGCUAGAGUGAAGAUUGCUAUAACACCAGCUAGAGUGAAGAUUGCUAUAACACCAGCUGGAGUGAAGAUUGCUAUAACACCAGCUGGAGUGAAGAUUGCUAUAACACCAGCUAGAGUGAAGAUUACUAUAACACCAGCUGGAGUGAAGAUUACUAUAACAUCAGCUGGAGUGAAGAUUGCUAUAACACCAGCUGGAGUGAAGAUUACUUUAACACCAGCUAGAGUGAAGAUUACUAUAACACCAGCUGGAGUGAAGAUUACUAUAACACCAGCUAGAGUGAAGAUUGCUCUGUUAGCCAGAGGACUGCUACAAGCAAUUUGAUCUGCUCAAAGUGCCCUAGGUGCUUGUUGUUGGGGGAUACAAGAAUCUGUGUCAGUAGAAGACUGCUGCACGGUGUCUAUUUAUAGAAUAUCUGAGUUGUGUGCAUGUUUCACGAAAGGAAUGUAUACAUGUGUGAAAAUAUGGGUUCUGAGUUGUAAAUGAGCCAGUUUGAACUAAAUGUCAGUAGAAAAUGUAAUCAAAACAACCUCAAGUGUGUUCAUCAUGGAAAUGGUUGUAAAAAAAUGGCUACAAAUCAUAGUAUUAAUUCUCUCUUGGGUUGAGAUUGGAUUUUCAGGACGGAAUGUUGAUAAAUAUUUUAUGGUUUCAAGAUGGUAAAUAGGAGCCAUUUCGUCCUUGAAUUAAAGUUGAAUUUUAGUGAGAACCAUGAUAUUGUUUUAUUUUAGUUGUUAUGUUGUUAUAUUUUAUAUUACCCAGCGUGAUACAAAUUUUACUUCUUAUGAAAAUAUCUGCCGUUAUGUCAGAUAGAGGACUUCUACAUUUCGGUAACAAUAAAAUGUUUUUGUUCAUAUUUAGUAUGUAAUAUUCAUGAUCAUUGAAUUUGUGUAUAUAUGAAGACCACAGAUACUUGGUGAUUGCUGGUAUUUAUAGUGUAGUUCUUAUUGGAAUCCAUUUUUUUAACUUGCUUUUCAGGUUGAUGGGUUUUAUUUAAUUAUCGCUUCAAGUACAUGCACUUUAAAUAUGAACUAUUGGAUUAAAUCUAGGUUAUUUGCUCUCAAAUUCAAGUAGAUUUUAUCAUGCUUGUAAUUUAAACCAGUCAUAAGACUGCUGACAAAAAAUAAGAUUGCAGAUGUUUAUUUUUAAAUUAAAAAAAAAUGUUUUAUGCAUUUUUCUUAAACUGUUAGUAAUGGUGUUAGCCAUAAAACUUUAAUUUUAGAACGGAAAUAUGAAAAUCUGCUAUCUGAUCUUUUGUUAGCAAUCUCUUAUCAUUGGUUUGCAGAUAUUUAUGCAAACAUUUGCUCAUUCAAAGACAAAAAAUAAAAAAAACUUGUAAAAACAGUUAAUCUGUGAGUGUGCACAGCUUUAAGUCAUAAUUUCUAAAAAAAAUAUGUCCAUCAAGUGGUUCUACCAAACUCAGUCUGAGAUCAAGUGCUCUAUGGCAAAAUAUAAAUGAUUAACAUUAAUUUCUCAUUGGUCUUCAUAUAAGUUCAUAUGCUAAAUCUACAUAUACACAUGAAGGUUAUUGUCAUUUAUCUGUUGGUUUGUGCUCUGUGUUCAUUUAGGCUAAUGUUAGCAAACUUUUUGAUUUUAUAUCCCUGACAUUGUAGUGCUAAUGCUGCAAGCAGGGAACCUCAAUCUCAAAUAUUUGCUGCACACGCCUAUUAUGAGCGUACGGCAAUGUCAUAAUUACCAUCCUAUUACUUGUAAAGAAAAUAAUCAUUUAAAUCCAGAAGAAUAAUCAAUUAAUUUGGUGGUUCAAGGGCAAUGAAAUUGUUAAUUAAUCUGUUAAAAUAGAUUUAAUUUACAUUGUGUGUACUUUUUUAACCAUCAAUCAGUGAAGACUGCAAAGCAAUCUGUAUGUUCUGUGUCAUCUUUCUGAUUGUUGUAAUAUUAAAUUUUUACUUUAAAUGAUUCUAUCUGAUUGUAUUUGACAAUGUAAUAACGUAAAUCAACUUUUACAUCAUGAUUGGGUAAUAUUUGAUUAAUCUAACUUUUGCUCUUUCUUUAAUUGGUUAUUACGCAAAAAUAUAUCUUCCCAUGCUUUCACAGUGAUGAUGUGGUUUGAAUCUUGUCAUGCGUUCAAAUCCUGUUUGAAUGUUACGAAAUAUUCAAGUACACUGAAGGUCAAAUUACAAGUAAGGAAGAGAUCAUGUUUUACUUGUAUCAUCUCAUUUUGAAUGACACAUAUAUAUGUAAAAAAAAUAUUUGAACUUGAACUUGUUUCUGAAGAUCUAAGAUUUCUGAAGUUCUGACUUUUCAUGCAACAGGACCAAGCUCAUACAAGAUUAGACAGAAAUGCAUUGAACCAAUCAUCUCAUUGUUAUGGUGGAAGUGAUGCACAUGUUGUAUUGAUUAAUAAUAAAGGAUGAUUGUGAUUAGUUUGUACAUACACUGUACAGGGGUUUUAAAGUUCAAGAUAAAUCUUAAAAUCAGAAUUGAGAGCUUUUAACUUCAGACUCUUGUUUAGUUGUAAAGAUUGUGUUGUUUUUCAUGGACAUUUGCAUCGAAAACAGUAGGACAUACCUUACCUUGGAAUGAAUAUAAAUGACUUUGUAAAAUAUCAAACUGGCCCUAGCUAUAUUUCAGGAUUAAGAAUUAUCAGCUGUUAGAGCCCCUGUACAUAGUACAUAUGUUAUGUAUACAUGUGGUAUUUAUAGUGUAAGGACUUCUGUUAAAGUGUACAAUCUGCCCUAGAUAAUCAUCAUAAAUGUUUAUGAAUCCUAAGAGAUAACUAGUAGUUUAAAGCAGCACUUGCAAAAGUAUAAGGAUGAAAACAUAAUAUUCACAAAAAAACUUCUGAUUUAAUUGUUUAAAGCUGUUAUUGAGGCAGAGUCUCAGUACAAAUUAUUUUUGUGUGUCAGGAUCUUACUGGGCAGACUAAACAUUGUUACAUACAUCUUUUGUUUUGGUGCAUUUUGAAAUUUGAGAAGAAAAUAGUAUUUUUCAACUUUAUUCAGCCAUGAAAAAGUCAUUAAUCAGUACAUGUACUAGUUUAAUUGCAUGAUGUAAGUUUCUGAAUGGUUUUAUACAUGUGUAUAUAUUUACUAUGGAACCAUACUUGAGCUGUAUACUUCAGAUCACACGAACUGUUAUAAGAACCAAUGUUAACAUGUAAUAUAAUACAAGUUUGUUUUACAUGAUAAUGUACAGAGAUGGUAGAUUUUUUACAUUAUAAUGUUACUGUAACAGAUUAUGUACAGAGAUGAUAAUGUACGGAGAUGGUGUCAAGUUAUCCUUAAAUGUUGACCAUGGUUCCAUAGUGAUUUAUAAUUUGUGAAAUUUGAUUAAUUGGGAUAGCCAAAUAAGUAUUGAUUGAUGAUUGUUAAUUCUGGAUAAACCAUUUAUUGUUACCUAUAUAUGUCAGAAGAAGACUUCUACAUAAUAAACAGAUAAAACUUUA
Messenger RNA from Mya arenaria, 5252 nucleotides. Its product is annotated as mitoferrin-2-like. The coding region runs from base 168 to 1142 and encodes 324 amino acids. NCBI's taxonomy places the organism in Eukaryota, Metazoa, Mollusca, Bivalvia, Myida, Myidae. Gene Ontology annotation, molecular function: ferrous iron transmembrane transporter activity. Gene Ontology annotation, cellular component: mitochondrial membrane. The record is from RefSeq and is a predicted model, not a curated record. Gene Ontology annotation, biological process: iron import into the mitochondrion. The transcript has 5 exons.